GGGCGUGCGGGGCCGGGCUCGGGGCGGGGGUCCGCCGGCGGGAGGGCUGGGGCCUCCCCGCUGAACAGCGGGUGGCCGUUAACCCUCCGCGCGGGCCCCGCCGGGCCGUCUGUGGGGGGCGCGGGCUCGACCUGAGCUGCCGUCGGUCGGUCGGGUCAGUCCCCCUGCCCCUCUCUUGAACAGAGCUAAUUUCUGACCGCGUGGGGUGACAGCGUCCUGGUGCGCUUGUCUGGCUGUGCUGCCCUUAGGAGCUGUACUCGUAUGAGAGGUUUAGUUACUGAAUGUAAUGAUUAAACGUCACGUUAAGGAAUUUCAGGAAUCCUGGACAGCAGUGCUGUAUUUCAAGGCUUUUUACAGAGUUUACAACACUUUUUGCAGAAGUAGUCUUGGUUUAUUUGAUGCCACGUUUGAAGAGAGCGCAGUGAGAUUUCUGUGAUUUUCCAUAAGCUGUAUGUGUGAGGCUGUUGCUGAAAUUCACACAUACUAUGGAGGAAGGAAAAGAAACAGUAGCACAUCGCUCAAGUCAUGUGACUGAAGAAAAAUUGGGUAUUUGCAAGAGCAAUGUUUCAGACUUGCCUCUUCUGACUGAUGAAAAGUUUGAUUUUGACCUUUCACUGUCUCCUGCAAGUGGAAAUGAAGAUGAAGUUUUUGUUGGACCUCUGGGACACAAAGAAAAAUGUAUUACUGUCAGCAUUGAAGCAAUGAAAAGUGCUGAAAAAAAGAUUGCACCUCCUUCUGAUGAUAAACUUAUGUGGAGCCCACUUACAGGAGAGAAAUUUGUUGAAAUUUUCAAAGAAGCUAAUUUGUUAGCACUGCAGAUAGAGACUGGAAAUAAGAGUGAACAGAAUAAAGUAAGCCAGUCAGAAGAACAAGAAAACAAGGUUAUAGAAAAAUUUGUGGAAGACUCCAUGUCAAAACUGAAGAUACUAAGGAAUAAAAAUAUGGAAAAAAGCCCCAGGGCUAUUAAAAGGGAGACAUACUGUGUGUGGGAGAGUCCAGUCUGUAAGCUGCCACCUUCUUUUCAGAAGAAAUCAGAUAAACUUUUUUCAGAUGACAAAACACAUGCUCUUCAUACUCCUCCAAACAGAAGCCCUGUUAAAAUUCAUAUAUCUCCGAAACUUGCUGGCUCACCUCUUGCUCAAAACCAGAAAACUAAGGAAAGAAAUAAAAAGACAAUUGGCAAAGACAAUUUGCAAAUGGCAAAGACUUCAUCUGCUCUUGGAAAAAACAAUUUGUUGACUGUAGAAAAGCCCAAACCAGGAAAACACAGUAGCAUUUCUACAAAAAGAGACUUGAACAGCAUGGGAUCAUCUGAGGAUCUUAUUUCUGAUAAAUCAAGUGCUGCUUCAGAUGUCUUUGAGUCUUCAUUCAGUGGCAGUUCCUCAAUACAAGACAAAAGAGCCCUUCCUGCACCAAGUAAGUUUGGCUUAAAGAAGAUGACAACACAUCUGAAACUUCCUGGUGUUGCUGGUGGUCUCACAAGAAAGACUACUUCAUCUUCUUCUUCGUCAUCAGUUUCCAGCAUGAACUCAAGUCUGAAUUCAAGUUUAUCCAUUUCUCCCAUACACAAAAACGGUAAAUCAAGUGUGUCUUAUAAAGCUUGUGUGAGUGGCUGUAAACUUUCAUCCAAUGCAAACAGGCCGGCCCUGGUCAGGCCUACCAGAGUGUCAUCUCUGCAGGCUGCCAAUACUGAGAGAUCUGGCAAGCAAGCGAGAUCAGCUAGUACUCCAAAAAUAUCUAGUGCUAUAAGCUUAGCCAAAUCUUCAGCUUCUGCAACAUCAUCUGAGUCUGUAGGCAGUGGAAUUCAGAGGCUUAGUUCUGUUCCUAAUCUGCAGAAGCUAUGUCAGCAGAAUAAAGAUAGAAGUGCAACAAAAGCAAGCUUGUGCCCAAAGCCCAAGACUAGAGUUCCCUCUGUGCCUACAAGUCAAAUUAAGGUUCCAGCAAAGGGUGGAGAUACAACACCAGACAAAUCAGCACCAAAAGCAACACCAUCUCUUGGAUUAACAUUUUGUAGCACAUUUGGAAGCGCGAUGGCAGUCAGCACUCCUGUGAAGCAUUCAGAAGAUGGUGUCUCUCAGAAUUCUUGUUUUCGUGAGCGGUCUGUUUCAAUGACUCCUGCCAGUUUAAAACGGUCUGCCUUACCUACGCCCAUCCGUCGUAUCUCAGGAUUUCCAGCAGUGACUCCUAAAACUGCACCAAGAAUGGCAGUUUCUCCACAUCUUGCAUCUGUUCGCCAAAGUUUCAGCCUGUCUACUAAAAAGACCCUUACAGCUGGUGCUAAGCAGACAAAAGAGACUAAGACACAGAUAUCUUCUUCAGAAGAUGAUAUAUCUCCUCCACUUGUGCUACCUCUUACACUUGACUUUUCACCAGAAAAGACUGCAGAAAUAGUAGAAAGUGAAUUAAAAGAGGCUGGAGUACAAAAUCAGCUGGCUGAUGAGAGAGAAACUAAUGAGAUCUUACUGGUAGAUUUCGGAAUACAUAAAUCUCUCCCUCACACUUUGGAAUGUGAAAGUAGGCCUCUAAUUGAUCUUUCCAAUACUCCUGAAGUGAAUAAGAUUAUUCCUCUAAAGCCUACUCUCUCAGGACAGGUAAAGCUAAUUGAUUUGAGUUCUCCUCUCAUCACUCUGAGUCCUGACGUGAACAAAGAAAAUCUGGAUUCCCCUCUACUGAAGUUCUGAAUUUGAGUUGAAAUGAAGAAUUCUUGGCAUCUGUGAUCUUUAAGGCGUUUAGGUCUUUAGGUGUUACCCUUCACUCAUACUGCUUUAUGAAGAUAGCUAUGGAGUAUCUGAACUUUAACACAACAGAAUUCUCAGUCUUGAUAUAGUCAAACUGAGUCUGAUUUAAUGCUCUUUGCAUGGAUAUGCCACUGUGGAUAUAUUUAAACUUUGCUCUGAAGCAAAAAGGGAUAUCCUCUGUAUUGGAAGUCUGUCUUUUUUUUCUUCCUACCAAUUGUCCUGUGCCUCCCUGUCCCCGGAGUGUAACAAAGGUUGAAUUUAAAAUAAAUGGGUUGUUUAAUUAAACUGAAAAAAUUAUUGUACAAAAUGGAAGCCUUUUACUACAAGUUUCAGUUAGACUAUUCUAGUGUUUCACUAAUGAAUCUUAAGGUGUAGUUAAAGGCAGUGGAAACUAAUUUUGUUUAUACAAAAAUAUAGCAAGUCUGGAAAUGAAUUUGUUACUAUUGAAUGCUAGUGGAAUACACUAAUAGCAAUAGCUGAAUUUGUGUGAUUAAAAGGAGAAAGCAGCCUGAUGGUUUGGUCUUGAACUUUGAGGGUUUGAUUUGAAUCGUCUCACUUUCAAAGAACAAAUAUUUAUGAAUCUUUCUUACCUGACAGCCUGCCACACUGUCAUAAUUGGGUGAGGGUGUGAUGUACUAUACAGUUUUUAAAUGGAGGUGAAUGGAAGUGAAAAUGGACACUGUAGGAGAAGCCAUAAACUGUUGAAGCAACAAGCUCCUCUGUGGAGAUUGGAGGCUCCUGCUGUGUGUGUAUUAAUAUAUUUAAUUCAUGAAACUUAGUAAGAGAUGGAAGUGGAUUUUAAACAGCUGUUUAUUCAUUCAAAAAGCAGUGGGAGUUUGAAGCUCUACUGUAUUAAGUGUUUAACUGUGAAGAAAUGUUCAGCUGAGUUCAUCAAACAUGUUUUGAUGUUGAACAAGGCUACUAGCCUGUCUUUAUCUGAAGGUACUUGUCUACUUCCCAGCACAGCUACCAUUCCUAUGGUUACUGCAGCAUCAGACUCUCUUAUGAAACACAGCCAGGUCCUCGGAGUCAGAGGAAACAACCAUGCUACCUGCUCUUGCUAAAUAUGAACUGUACUAAUGUGCAAUUUGUUGCUUUGCUUUUCUUUUUAUUAACAGCAAGAUGACUUCAUCCAAGCGUUUAUGGAAAUUUUGCUUACAAGCUAAUGCUGUGCAGUUAAAACAAUACUCACAACAGGUCUUCUGCUAGACUUGAAAUGAGGGAGAACUGAAUUCUUCCAUAUAUUGUUCUAAAUGUAAACAAAAGGAAAGAUUAAAAUCACAAAAACUUCUUUUGCUUUAAUUAGUGGUGUCUUUUUAAUGCAGUAAAUGAAUAUAACAGGUUUAUGCCCUCUAUGUAAGAGUACUACAUGUUCUAUACCAGUUGAGAAAAUUAAAUUUUGUAAAUUUAUGCUUCUGCAGACAGAUCUAAAUACUAUUUUCAAGCAUGAUGAUGACAACUUAAGCAAAAGUAGUUUAUCAGCAGUUUUGACUAGCUUGUGUUCUAGUAGCCAGAACUCAGCUGAACUGACAUUGGGAGUCAGCUGCAACUCAAAACACCUAGAAGUGCUGUCCUAAAGCAGGCAUCUGGUCAGCUGAACAGUUCUGGGAUCCCCUGCCUGUAUUGAUUAACUAUUAACUGGAGUUUAGACAGUGGGGUUAUAACUAGACAUAGAUAUGUCUUCAAGAAUGUGUACCUUCAAGUGUAACUCAGUUGUCCAAACAUCUUGUCUGGUGCCACUUGAAAUGCAGUAAGUCUAGGACAUCUGUGUGGGGUUGAUUGGUGCUGCAUGGUCCUGUGGGCAAUCUGCAUGGUUUGGUAGCAGCAGCUGGAGGCAGGUAGAAUAACCUUGGGCAUAUUAAGUGAUGAUAAGCAUGUAGAAAUUGGAGCUACAAGAUGUAGCUACGUGUGGUCUCAGAGCUUAAUAUUUACACUGAGUUUAACUGGGUCUGUCUUUGAGCAAUACAGUUCAUAUGUUGUUGCUGAUGAAAGGCUGACAGGUUGGAGGACUCUUUGAAUGUGUUUAACUGUACUAAUUUCCCUGAAGGAGGGUUGUUGGUCUGAAAGCUUGUCUAACUUUUCCACCUUACUAGUUGGUUUAAGUAAUGUAUUGCCUCUACUGUACAUCCCAUGUCCUGCCUCUUUAAGCAGUGAAUAAAUUCUGCUACUGAGAA
Dromaius novaehollandiae (emu) is the source of this 4912-nucleotide messenger RNA. RefSeq names its product G2 and S-phase expressed 1 (gene GTSE1). Gene Ontology annotation, molecular function: microtubule binding. The coding region runs from base 486 to 2681 and encodes 731 amino acids. The transcript is spliced from 12 exons. NCBI's taxonomy places the organism in Eukaryota, Metazoa, Chordata, Aves, Casuariiformes, Dromaiidae. The record is from RefSeq and is a predicted model, not a curated record. Gene Ontology annotation, cellular component: microtubule cytoskeleton; cytoplasmic microtubule.